AUGAGAGCCAAGUCUUCAGAGAUUGGAGCAAAUUCUCCAAUGAGAUCCAGAUCUCCAAGGAGAUCCAAAUCUCCAGUGAUAUCCAAGUCUCUCAAGAGGAGAGGCAAGACUCUAAAGACUAGAGCACAGUCUCCAAGGAGAUCCAAAUCUCCAAUGAGAUCCAAAUCUCCAAAGAGGAGAGUCAAGACUUCAAAGACUAGACCAAAGUCUCCAAGGAGAUCCAAAUCUCCAAUGAGAUCCAGGACUCCAAGGAGAUCCAGAUCUCCAAGGAGAUCCAAAUCUCCAAGGAUAUCCAGCUCUCCAAUGAGAUCCAUAUCUCCAAAGAGAUCCAAAUCUCCAAUGAGAGCCAAAACUCCAAUGAGGAUAGUCAAGACUCUAAAGACGAGAGCAAAGUCUCCAAGGAGAUCCCAAUCUCCAAUGAGAUCCGGAUCUCCAAAGAGAUCCCAAUCUCCAAUGACAUCCAAAUCUCCAAAGAGGAGAGUCAAGACUCCAAAGACUAGAGCAAAGUCUCCAAGGAGAUCCAAAUCUCCAUUGAGAUCCAGAUCCAAAUCUCCAAGGAGAUCCAAAACUCCAAUGGGGAGUGUCAAGACUCCAAAGAUGAGAUCCGGAUCUCCAAGGAGAUCCAAAUCUCCAAAGAUGAAAGCCAAGUCUCCAAAGAGGAGAGCAAAGCCUCAGGGGAAGAAAUCGGGCUUCACAGUGUCCAACCUGAUACUGGAGGGUGUUUCUCCUUUCACAGAGCGCCACAGGAUGUCCCUGGCAGCCUUGAAGAAGGCUCUGCAGGCUGGAGGAUACGAUGUUGCGAGGAACAAUGCCAGGGUCCUCCUCACCAUCAGACGCCUAGUGGCCAACAAAGCUUUGGUUCAGAACAAGGUCACCUCAGGCUCCUUCAAGGUGAACAAAAAGACUCCAAAGACGAGAGCAAAGUCUCCAAUGAGAUUCAAAUCUCAUAUAGUGGUUGAUUAUUAA
Messenger RNA from Pleuronectes platessa (European plaice), 966 nucleotides. RefSeq names its product protamine-like protein. NCBI's taxonomy places the organism in Eukaryota, Metazoa, Chordata, Actinopteri, Pleuronectiformes, Pleuronectidae. The record is from RefSeq and is a predicted model, not a curated record. The transcript has 2 exons. Gene Ontology annotation, biological process: nucleosome assembly. Gene Ontology annotation, cellular component: nucleosome. Gene Ontology annotation, molecular function: structural constituent of chromatin; DNA binding. The coding region runs from base 1 to 966 and encodes 321 amino acids.